This is a messenger RNA of Vespa velutina, 2603 nucleotides long. RefSeq lists its product as uncharacterized. The transcript is spliced from 5 exons. NCBI's taxonomy places the organism in Eukaryota, Metazoa, Arthropoda, Insecta, Hymenoptera, Vespidae. The record is from RefSeq and is a predicted model, not a curated record. Bases 943 to 2343 code for a protein of 466 amino acids.
GUUUGAAGAAAAAAAAAAGAAAAAAAAAAAAAAAAGAAAAGAAAAAGAAAUUUGUUUAUCAAAAUUAUCGAUCGAUAAGCAGACUUUUCUAUACAAUUCUUAUUUUGUUUUUAUCUGCAGACGAUAAUACAGUAUUCUAAUGAAUUUUAAAUGUAUAAAUUGGUGUUGCGAAAAAGAGGAAUCGUUUGAAUAGACAAAGAAAAAAUAUUGACAGGAUACGAGGAUUUCGAGAUAAAUCAAAGAACGAUUCGUUUAAAAGCGAGUGUCCUAGAUUCAUAGGCUAUAUCGUAAUAUCUCCACCUUCCUUCGACACUUGACGGUACCGAAAGGAAAGGAAGCCGCCGAUGUUUCCCAUUUGGUUUGCUUUAGAAGAAGACAUCGUAGCGCGUAUCCACACAGCCACUUUCAUUGUUCUUUUAUCUGCCUUAGCUUCAAGAAGUCAUAUAAGUUGAUUCUAACUAUCACUGACUUCAUUUUUUUUUACCGACUGUUACUCGUACAUCUCGGAUUUAAUAUUUUCAUUACCAAAGGAGGACAAGAGUUAAAAGAAGAAGAAGAAACACUUUUAUUGCUGAUUUUUAAGGAGAAAGUUAAUCUGGAAAAUUCGAUAGAGAAACAGAUAAGUAAGUACUUACAUAUUCAUGAAUGGGAUGUACAGGUUAUCUCUCUGUACCGAUCGAAUGUAAUCUUGAUUUCUAAAUGGCGCCAAUACGAAGUAUCGACCGAGAAUAACCGAGGAAUGCCGAACGUAUUUAAAUUAAAAUCACGUGAUCGAUUUCGAUUAUUUUCAAGUAAUACCAAAGACCGAAGAAAAUAAUUGUAAGAAAAUUCGUGGGCGUUCCAAACGAAAAGACAAAAGUCUCUCGAAAUCGUUUCCUAGUUUCACCGACUCUCGCUGAAAUAGACGGAAGGAAGACGUAUUCAUGCUCUGUUUAAGAAGUUAUGCCAUCGUACAAAAUCAAAUCCUGGACAUUGUCGUUGAUGUUAAUCUUCAUUACGUUCGAUUGGACGAGUUCAGAGGGUGGUACAACAAUUGGAAAUAGAGAUGGUUGCGGUGAAAGAUUGGAACGUGCAUUGGAUGCACUUCAAAGAGAUUCAAAUAGAAGAAGGAAUAGAUUAGAAGAGGGAGAGGGUCGAGAACCAAAUUAUCAAGAAGAAUUACGUUCAGCGCCAUUAGCAAUGACAAUUUCACGGAUCGUAGUUAAGUUUCCACAGAGUGGAAGAAGUCGAGGAAGUUCAUGGGCAAGGGUCGAAAAAUGUUUUUUCGAACCUUCGAGUAAUUCAUUAAAAACCAGAGUAACAUUCAAUGAUUUAUCAGUAUCAGGAACAGUAUCGUUGUUGAUGAGAGAAGAACGACGAUCUCAUAUACCUUUGGAAUCAUGUAGAAUGACUCUACGAUUGAGACAAGCUGGUAUAGAUAUUUUCACUGGUACAAUUGCCAGAGCUCGUGGACAAAUGCGUAUACGUACGGAAUCGAGUUUUUUAGAGCCAAGAUUUGCUUCGCUCUACGCCUAUGGAUGUCAUCCAAAUCGUCAUGACAAACAACUUAAAAGACAAGACAAAUGGCCACCUUAUUAUCCUCCUCGUGACGAACUUUCUGUAUUAUCAGCUGAACCGCGUCGUUUAUUCACCGUCUCCGAGGAUGUAGAUCUAUCAAUAGCAAAUGAAAGUCGAGUUGCACGUACUUCAGGUGGACAAAUAAGAAACUUGAGUAACUGGAGAAAUAAUCUUUGGAUCACUAAAUCAGCUGUACGUCGAAGAAGAGGAAUUACAAAACGUAAUACGAAUGAUAUAACAACGAUUGCAACUAAAAAGGAUAAUAAAAAUCAUCAAGGAUCUAAUGGCACAUCAACGGAGAUCGAAAUAACACCGGGUGAUUUUGUAACUGCAUUGGUCAAUAGUAAAAAACUUUUAGAGGCGAAAGAAUCUACGAAUGAAUCAACGACGACAACUACGACCAUUGAUCUUCUUGAUCAUUCUGUUAAUUUAUUAAAAAACGAAACUAUCGACGAUUGCCACGAAGAAAAAUCAAAUUUCAAAAGGGAAUACACGUUUAAUGAAUCACCAAGAGUAGAACCUAGGGAAACUCUUUUAUUGGAUGAAAAUAUUUAUGAUGCUUUUAUGGUUGGUCUUAAUGACGACGAGGACAACGUUGACAAUAACGACGACGAUAAUGGUAAUAAUCGAAGUUGGCAAUCAAAGGAAUAUAUUGCCAGAGAAAUGGAAGAUAUUUUUCUUCGUGGUGCCAGUAGAACAUUGACUAGUUAUAUUGAACGACAAUUACAUCCUGCUAUUAAGGAAGCUCUUAUGAUUUCUAUGGGAUAUACCAUUAGUUAUGGAUAGAUCGUAGAUAUGUAGAUAGAUACUAACUACAUCGAAUCGGUGUAAUUACAAUUAGUUAUUUAUUAGCAAUAAAUAUAUUAUUGUUUGUCUCUUCAAAGCUCUGAUAUUUUUUUCUUUCUUUCUGCUUUUUUUUUUUUUUUUUUUUUUUUUUUUUUACUCACCACAUAAGAUAAGUAUUUCAAAAGAAGUAUCAUAAUUAUUAAUUAACAAAUGAGUAUUUUACAAUUAUUAUUCUUUUUUUUUUUUUUCCUUAUGUUUUU